Molecule: messenger RNA, 1821 nt
Organism: Synchytrium microbalum
Lineage: Eukaryota; Fungi; Chytridiomycota; Chytridiomycetes; Synchytriales; Synchytriaceae
Exons: 9
Coding region: 1-1821 (606 amino acids)
Biological process (GO): transmembrane transport
Molecular function (GO): transmembrane transporter activity
Source: RefSeq, a predicted model, not a curated record
AUGGAAGAAUCGUCAAUAUCAGUCCAAGAUUCGUUUGACCGAAACAAGAAGGCACUACUGCCGGUUGGAAAAUUGAAUGUCAGAGCUAGUAUCCUGGUCUUGACAUUGCUAUUUAUAGUCUUUUCCCAACAAGUAUGCUGGUAUACAUUCGCUUCCGUUAAUGUCUUCAUCAAACUCACAUCAUCAUCAUCAAUCAAAGCAUCUCGUGUAUGCGGAUGGAACAGUGAUCGCUUCAGAGCUUCAAAAUUUGAAAUUCCUUCCACUGGUAUCGCUACAUACGGAAGCUCCCUAGUGCUGUCAGCGACGCUAUUUCGCCUACUGUGGUACUAUGGUCGUAAACUCUGUCUUGGCAUAUCGCUCUCUGUCUUGCUUGCAGGAACAGUACUAUGCGCUUUCGCUCUCAACAUACCCGACUUUGGUAUGACGUGGUUUGCUAUCGCGAGGGUUAUUCAAGGGUUUGGUGCUGGUGGUGUCCUACGAGUCGCUAUGAACUAUAUUGCCGAUAUGAACAUUCCAACUUGGUUUCAUGUGUACUUUAUCACAACUCCUUGGAUUGUAUCGUUGGUGUUGAGUCCAUUGAUUGGUGGUAUUCUUACUGACAAUGUAACAUGGCGAUUACAGUUCUACGUAUCCGCUGGUCUCAUUCUCAUAGUCGGAAUAACCAGUCUCACAAUGCUGCCAACAAAUCCGAAAGCAAACGCCCAUGAGCGAGAAUGGAGGUUUUAUCUCUUUGACUGGACUGGUCUAAUCAUUCUCGCAUCCUGCAUCUCGGCCUUCCUAAUUGCAUUCCAGUAUGCCGGGCAGACGCUUGACUUUGUAUCUCCGGCGGUCAUUGUGACACUAGUGUGUGUUGUGCUUUUGGGUAGCAUAUUCGCUGUUGUAGAAAUCUCCCACAGUUACGAGCCAAUCGUACCAGUAACAAUGAUGGCACGAUGUCGAAAUUACAAGCUUUGCUGUGGCAUCAUGUUCUUGUUUGGAAUAGUGUUUUCGAGUGCUUUGCACUUGAUCCCGCUAUACCUUCAGUUCAUGAAUAGCUUCUCAGCUACCCAAGCAUCCUUCUAUCUCUGGAUUACCACCGCUCCAUUCGCACUCACUAGUAUAUUAGCUGGAACUGUUUCUCUCCGAUCACGUAAUUUGGCUAGAGGACUCAAGCUCUUGUUUAUACUUCCGGCUCUUGGUGUUGGUCUCAUAUCAGGUACUGGGGCGACGCAGUCCUUGACAGUUUUGGUUGUGGGCAGUGUGAUUUUUGGUACUGGAAUGGGCACCUUCCAGGCAGUUUUGAUGCUCGGCCAUGAUUCCAUUCAACAAGUGUUCAAGUUGGAUGGAAUACAGCAUAUAGAAGUUAUAACACCCAUGCUUCUAGCAAUGUUUUUGGGCUCGUCGCUUGGUCCUUCCGCCAUAGGAUCGUCACUAUUUUCAAACUGGGUCAACAAGAUUGGAAUUGCUGUAGGGUCUAGUACGAAUCUUGCUGCUAUUGCUGCUUACGAUGCCGGCCAAGGAAGUCUGUUCAGCUUCAACACACUCAACUCCUUUGGCCAGACAGCCGCCACAGCCCUCCAAAACACAUUUGCAGCAUCCUUUGCCGUCGCUUUUGGAAUCCUCACUGGCAUCUGCUUCCUGAUGUUUGUGUUAAGUUGUUUCUUGACACAUCUCAGUCAAGCAAAGGAGCCCAAAGACAAGGAGUCUGCUGCUUCGUCAACAGGAGGAGAUUCUAUGGAACGAGCUCCCGAAGUCGUUGCCGUAGGAGAAGAAAAGAAAAUGCAGCUGGAAGCCAUCCCUGACAAUAUAUUCGAGUUUGGGGUGAGGGGAGACCAUGUAUAA